AUGGGAAGUGCCGUGCAGGUGUGUGUGGCCUCCCUUGGCAUGGUUGGCGUGCUGAUCUUCAUGUGGCUUGCAGUCCCCACUGAGCAAACGCUGGAUUUGAAGUUUCCCAACGUAGUGAUCUUGCGAGGUUUUGGGAAUGCAGAUAUUGACCCGAUAUCCUUUGACAACAACACGCUACCUGGCAUCACCGCGGCAGAGGCUUCCCAGUUCAAUGGGUUCUACCAGUUUGAGCCACUCUUUUACCACAAAAGCUUCGAUCGCUUCGUUCCCUGGGAGCAGCGCGAAAAGACAAUGGUCUUCAGCUGCACUCUUGGCUGCAGCGCUUACAAUACGACAGCAAAAGAGGUGAAGCUGGCUUUGGUACAUGCCUCGCUCGACGGCAAAAGAUACAGCUGGUAUUUGACCGAGAUGCGAGAUGAAGAUGCGAAUUCACCGAUCAUUUAUGCUAGAACAAAGCUUAGAAAGUCCCCGACCUACCGUGUUCCUUGGUUGACGGUGACGCCUGGUGGUGAUUUGAAGCCCCGGGAUUUGGAGGAUGUCGACAUCAUCACAGCCUGGGAUGCCUUGCGCUUUGACACUCCGUUAAAGUGGGGUGUCACCGCCGUCAUAGUUGGAGCCAUUGUGCUCUGGUGUAGAUCGAAGGAGAAGGACGACUAG
This is a messenger RNA of Symbiodinium natans, 657 nucleotides long. NCBI's taxonomy places the organism in Eukaryota, Dinophyceae, Suessiales, Symbiodiniaceae. The record is from the annotation of a GenBank genome assembly.